Messenger RNA from Megalops cyprinoides (Indo-Pacific tarpon), 2658 nucleotides. RefSeq names its product trichohyalin-like. The annotation marks the transcript as partial. The transcript is spliced from 4 exons. The record is from RefSeq and is a predicted model, not a curated record. Gene Ontology annotation, molecular function: GTP binding. Lineage: Eukaryota; Metazoa; Chordata; Actinopteri; Elopiformes; Megalopidae.
GUCACUGCACUAUUUAUACUGGUCUGGAUUGAUGUUUUUACCCUGAAAGAGUCAGAAGUGAGAUGUAUGCCUCAUAAGCUGAGGAUUGUGCUGGUGGGUAAGACUGGAGCAGGGAAGAGUGCAACAGGAAACACCAUCCUGGGGAGAGAGGUGUUUAAAGAGGAAAUUUCCCCUUUGCCUGUAACCGUGAAGUGUGAGAAACAUAGUGGAAUAGUGGUAGGGAGAAAUGUUACUGUGAUUGACACCCCAGGGAUCUUUGACACAUCCAUCUCCAACGAGCAAAUCAAACGGGAAAUGGCAGAGAGCAGCAAUCACAUAUUCCUGCUAGUGAUCCGACUGGGGACAUUCACAGAGGAAGAGAGAAACACUCCAAAGUGGAUCCAGGAGAAUUUUGGAGAAGAAGCUUUACAGUACACUAUUGUGCUGUUUACAGGGGGAGAUAAGCUGAAUAAACCAGUGAGGGAGUUUCUGAGACAUAGCAAUGAGCUUCAGGAGCUCAUCAAUAACGUAGGUGGUGGAUAUCAUGUCUUUAAUAACAAGGAUAGGGACAACCACGAUCAGGUCAUACAACUAAUUGAUAAGAUAGAGGCGCUAUUGUUUAAGACUGGAGAGUUUUAUUAUUUCAGUUUGAUAAACCAGAAGAUUCAGAGAGAGAUAAGAGAAGAGGAAGAGAGAAAGAGGGAGGAGUCAGAGAGAAUAAUACGAGAGGAGGAGGAGAGAAAAAGGGAGGAGUUAGAGAGAACAAUACGAGACGAGGAGGAGAGAAAAAGGGAGGAGUUUGAGAUAAAUAUAAGAAAAAUGGAGGAGAGAAAGAGGGAGGAGUUAGAGAGAAUGAUUAGAGAAGAAGAAGAGAGAAAGAAGGAGUCAGAGAGAAUGAUUAGAGAAGAAGAAGAGAGAAAGAGGAAGGAGUCAGAGAGAAUGAUUAGAGAAGAAGAAGAGAGAAAGAGGAAGGAGUCUGAGAGAAAGCUCAAUGAGGAGGAGGAGAGAAAGAGGAAGGAGGCCGAGACAGAGGUCAGAGAGGAGGAGGAGAGAAAGAGGAAGGAGGCCGAGACAGAGAUCAGAGAGGAGGAGGAGAGAAAGAGGAAGGAGUCUGAGAGAGAGAUCAGAGAGGAGGAGGAGAAAAAGAGGGAAGCAGUUCAGAAAAUGGUGAAAGAGGAAGAGCAAAAAAAAAGGGAGGAGUCUGAGAGAAUAAUUAGAGAAGAGGAAAAGAGAAAAAGGAGGCAGGAGACUGAGAGAAAAAUCAAAGAGGAAGAAGAGAGAAAGAGGCAGGAGGGUGAGAGAAAAAUCAGAGACGAAGAGGAGAGAAAGAGGGAGGAGGCUGAGAGAAAAAUCAGAGAAGAAGAGGAGAGGAAGAGAAAGAGGCAGGAGGCUGGAAGAGAGAUCAGAGAAGAGGAGAGAAAGAGGCGGGAGGCUGAGAGAGAGAUCAGAGAGGAAGAAGAAGGAAAGAGGCAGGAGACUGAGGGAAAGAUCAGAGAGGAAGAGGAGAGAAAGAGUGAGGAGACUGAGGGAAAGAUCAGAGAGGAAGAGGAGAGAAAGAGGCUGGAGACUGAGGGAAAGAUCAGAGAGGAAGAGGAGAGAAAGAGUGAGGAGACUGAGGGAAAGAUCAGAGAGGAAGAAGAAGGAAAGAGGCAGGAGACUGAGGGAAAGAUCAGAGAGGAAGAGGAGAGAAAGAGGCUGGAGACUGAGAGAAAGAUCAGAGAGGAAGAGGAGAGAAAGAGUGAGGAGACUGAGGGAAAGAUCAGAGAGGAAGAGGAGAGAAAGAGUGAGGAGACUGAGGGAAAGAUCAGAGAGGAAGAGGAGAGAAAGAGUGAGGAGACUGAGGGAAAGAUCAGAGAGGAAGAGGAGAGAAAGAGUGAGGAGACUGAGGGGAAGAUCAGAGAGGAAGAGGAGAGAAAGAGUGAGGAGACUGAGGGAAAGAUCAGAGAGGAAGAGGAGAGAAAGAGGCUGGAGACUGAGGGAAAAAUCAGAGAGGAAGAAGAAGGAAAGAGGCAGGAGACUGAGGGAAAGAUCAGAGAGGAAGAGGAGAGAAAGAGUGAGGAGACUGAGGGAAAGAUCAGAGAGGAAGAGGAGAGAAAGAGUGAGGAGAGUGAGGGAAAGAUCAGAGGGGAAGGAGAAAGAAAGAGGCAGGAGAAUGAGAGAAGAGUCAGACAGGCUGAGAGGAGAAAGAGGCAGGAGGCUGGAAGAGAGAUCAGAGAAGAAGAGAGAAAGAGGCGGGAGGCUGAGAGAGAGAUCAGAGAGGAAGAAGAAGGAAAGAGGCAGGAGACUGAGGGAAAGAUCAGAGAGGAAGAGGAGAGAAAGAGUGAGGAGACUGAGGGAAAGAUCAGAGAGGAAGAGGAGAGAAAGAGGCUGGAGACUGAGGGAAAGAUCAGAGAGGAAGAGGAGAGAAAGAGUGAGGAGACUGAGGGAAAGAUCAGAGAGGAAGAAGAAGGAAAGAGGCAGGAGACUGAGGGAAAGAUCAGAGAGGAAGAGGAGAGAAAGAGUGAGGAGACUGAGGGAAAGAUCAGAGAGGAAGAGGAGAGAAAGAGUGAGGAGACUGAGGGGAAGAUCAGAGAGGAAGAGGAGAGAAAGAGUGAGGAGACUGAGGGAAAGAUCAGAGAGGAAGAGGAGAGAAAGAGGCUGGAGACUGAGGGAAAAAUCAGAGAGGAAGAAGAAGGAAAG